Messenger RNA from Humulus lupulus (European hop), 1305 nucleotides. RefSeq lists its product as uncharacterized. The record is from RefSeq and is a predicted model, not a curated record. Bases 1 to 1305 code for a protein of 434 amino acids. The transcript has a single exon. Gene Ontology annotation, molecular function: nucleic acid binding; zinc ion binding. NCBI's taxonomy places the organism in Eukaryota, Viridiplantae, Streptophyta, Magnoliopsida, Rosales, Cannabaceae.
AUGGAGAUGUUCAGAGAAGGAGGUUCCACAUCUCGACCCCCAAUGCUUGAAGGGGAAAAUUAUCCUUACUGGAAGACAAAAAUGCGUGCAUUCUUGAGAGUUGUUGACGAACGGGUGUGGAUGGGUGUUGAAGAUGGAUGGAAGUGUCCAACCUUUGUUGAAGAUGAGGUUGUUAAGCCUAAACAAAUAAGUCUAUGGACUACAGAGGAGAUGGAAAGGGCCAACUUUAAUUCAAAGGCUAUGCAUGCUCUCUUUAAUGCAGUUUCUACAAAUCAGCUUAAAGUUAUAGCCAACUAUGAAAUUGCCAAAGAAUCUUGGGAGAAACUGAGAAUAAAAAAUGAAGGAACUGAUGCUGUAAAGAAGUCUAGACUAAGAGCUUUGACAAAAUCCUUUGAAAAUCUGGCUAUGGAGGAGGAAGAAAUUGUAGCGGAGUUCCAUGCCAAAUUGUGCGAUAUCUCGAAUGAAUCUUAUGCACUUGGAAAGACUUACUCAAACGCAAAACUAGUUCGCAAGGUGCUUGGAGUUCUACCUCGAAAGUUCAUGUCAAAAGUUACCUCUAUAGAAGUAAUAAGAAAUGUAGAGGAGCUUGAUCUUGAUGAGUUAAUUGGGUCAUUGCAUAACUAUGAAAUGAGUCUCACACAGUGGAAAAAAGGCAAGAAGCAGAAAGAUUCUGAAAAAAAAACUGAUAAUAGUCUUGCAUUUGUGCAUAAGGAGGAAAAGAAGUUGAUCUCAGAUGCAUCUGAGGGAUUCACUGAUGAGACUUUUUCUUUGCUGACCAAGAAUUAUGCAAAAUUCUUGAAAAGGAAUUACAAGAAAAACUUUCCAGGAGGAAAAGAGAAUGGUCCCAGAAGAAACUUUGGUGGAAACAAUAAGCAAACCCAGCAGUUUGGUGACAAGAAAAAUAGGGGAAUACAGUGCCGAGAAUGUGACGGUUUCGGACAUAUUCAAGCUGAGUGUGCAAACACUCUUAAGAAGAAGAAAGCCUUAGCAGCUACCUAUAGUGAUAGUGAUGAAGAAAAGAGCUCCAGCUCAAGUGACAAGUCUGAUGAAGAGAAACAGGUUGUGGCAUUUGUGGCAAAGAGUCAUCAAUCAAUGUGUUCAGAGGAAGAUGGAAACUCAAGCUCAACUGAUGAGUACAGUGAUGGGAGACAACAUGCAUAUGAGGAGAUGUUCGCUCAAUGGGAGUAUAUGGCUAAACAAAUCAAAGGUCUCACUUGUGCCAAACAACAACUUGAAUCUGAGAAGGAUGGGUUGGAGGACACUGUUAAAAAGCUCAUGAAACAGCUUGAUGAGAAGAACAGAUAG